AUGGCUGAGAUAAUUUUAUCACACUUCGCAGCCUCAGUUCUCCGGAAGGUAGCAUCCUUUGGCACCGAAUGGGCUGUUAAUGAGGUCAAGUCAGCAUGGAAUGUCAAGAAAGAAAUAGAGAAGUUGGAAAGGUCAUUGAGAUCAAUUUGUGCUGUUCUUCAAGAUGCCGAGAGUAAGCAGUCUAGUUCGCCUGCCCUCCAAGAGUGGCUGGAUAACUUGAAAGACGCAGUAUACAACACAGAUGAUGUAUUGGAUGAUGUGGCUACAAGAGUUCUAGAGCAAGAAGUACAUUAA
Miscanthus lutarioriparius is the source of this 294-nucleotide messenger RNA. The record is from the annotation of a GenBank genome assembly. Lineage: Eukaryota; Viridiplantae; Streptophyta; Magnoliopsida; Poales; Poaceae.